AUGGUUCUCUGUUUGUGUACAGGAACAAACGACAUAGCGUAUGUUCUAUUGUACGUCGAUGAUAUUGUUCUCGCGGCCUUCACCGACACUCUCCUACGCCAGCUCGUCGAUCUUCUGCAGAGCGAGUUCGCCCUCAAAGACCUCGGCACGCUACACUACUUCAUGGGCGUGGAAAUCACACGCAGCCCCGACGGCUUCUUCUUAUGCCAGAAGAAGUACGCGCUUGAGCUCUUGGAGCAUGCCGGAAUGUCAGAUUGCAAGGCCGCCGACACCUUGGGCAAGAUGCACGCUCCGCGCGACGCUCACUGGGCUCUGGUGAAGCGCAUCUUUUGCUAUGUGUGCGGUUCAGCCGCCCUUGGCCUGACGCUUCACGUCUCCUCGUCGCUCGACAUCAUCGCCUACUCCAAAGCUGACUAG
Molecule: messenger RNA, 417 nt
Organism: Aegilops tauschii subsp. strangulata
Lineage: Eukaryota; Viridiplantae; Streptophyta; Magnoliopsida; Poales; Poaceae
Source: RefSeq, a predicted model, not a curated record